AUGGGUAGAGUGCGAACAAAGACAGUUAAGAGGGCAGCUCGUCUAAUUGUAGAGAAGUAUGUAUCAAAGCUAACAUUAGACUUUCAAACAAAUAAGAAGAUAUCUGAAGAGGUAGCCCAUAUUCCAACAAAACGUCUCAGAAAUAAAAUUGCAGGAUUUGUUACCCACUUAAUGAGAAGAAUACAAAAGGGGCCAGUGCGUGGUAUCUCUCUCAAAUUACAAGAAGAGGAAAAAGAACGCCGUAUGGAACGUUUGCCUGAUAAAUCUGAAGUUGAACCAGAUAUAAUCCUUGUAGAUCAAGAUACAAAGGAUAUGCUUGUAGGAUUAGGUUUAGAUAUUCCUGUGGAGGUUGUAUCACCGGUGCGUGUAUUUCAAGGGAAAUCUGGUAGACAUUAA
Molecule: messenger RNA, 396 nt
Organism: Cryptosporidium muris RN66
Lineage: Eukaryota; Apicomplexa; Conoidasida; Eucoccidiorida; Cryptosporidiidae
Product: 40S ribosomal protein S17, putative
Exons: 1
Coding region: 1-396 (131 amino acids)
Biological process (GO): translation
Cellular component (GO): ribosome
Molecular function (GO): structural constituent of ribosome
Source: RefSeq, a predicted model, not a curated record